AUGCAGAGCAAUGGCUUCUCCGAUAACAUACCGGACUCGAUCGGAUCUUGUUCGAUGCUCAGCGAUCUAAACAUGGCUCAAAACUCUCUUUCCGGCGAAAUCCCACACACGCUUGGUUCUCUUCCGACGCUCAACGCUUUGAACCUUUCCGACAAUAAGCUCUCCGGGAGAAUCCCGGAGAGUUUGUCGUUUUUAAGACUUAGCCUUCUUGAUCUGUCGAACAACAGAUUAUCCGGUCGUGUCCCUCUGAGUUUGUCGUCGUAUAACGGUAGCUUCAACGGCAAUCCUGGACUCUGCAGCAUGACGAUCAAAUCUUUCAACCGGUGCAUGGACUCACCAGGAUCGCAUCGAGACACUCGCAUCUUCGUGCUGUGUAUAGUUUUCGGUUCGCUGAUCUUGAUUGCGUCUCUUUUGUUUUUCUUGUACCUGAAGAAAACCGAGAAGAAGGAGAGACGGACGCUGAGGCACGAGUCUUGGAGUAUAAAGUCGUUCCGGAGGAUGAGUUUCACUGAAGAUGAUAUCAUAGAUUCGAUCAAGGAAGAGAAUUUGAUCGGUAGAGGAGGUUGCGGCGAUGUGUACAGAGUAGUGCUCGGUGAUGGUAAAGAGCUCGCCGUCAAACACAUUCGGAGUAGUAAUUCGGACGAUAAGAAGAAUUUCAGCAGCGCAAUGCCGAUUCUCAAUGAGAAGGAAGGAAGAUCGAAAGAGUUUGAGACAGAGGUGCAGACGUUAAGCUCGAUACGGCAUUUGAACGUGGUGAAGCUUUAUUGUAGCAUCACGAGCGAUGACUCGAGCUUGCUUGUGUAUGAGUACUUGCCUAAUGGUAGCUUGUGGGACAAGCUUCACUUGUGCAAGAAAUCGAAUCUAGGUUGGGAAACGCGGUAUGAUGUAGCUCUUGGUGCUGCGAAAGGGCUUGAGUACUUGCAUCAUGGGUAUGAGCGGCCUGUGAUUCACCGUGAUGUUAAAUCAAGUAACAUCUUGCUUGAUGAGUUCUUUAAACCUAGGAUUGCGGAUUUUGGUCUCGCCAAGAUUCUUCAGGCUAAUAAUGGUGGUCUAGAUUCCACUCAUGUCGUUGCAGGAACAUACGGCUACAUAGCUCCAGAGUAUGGAUACUCGUCGAAAGUGAAUGAGAAAUGCGACGUGUAUAGCUUUGGAGUUGUGUUAAUGGAGCUAGUCACGGGUAAGAAACCGAUAGAGGCAGAGUUUGGGGAGAGCAAAGACAUAGUGAAUUGGGUAAGCAACAAUCUGAAGAGCAAAGAGAGUGUGAUGGAGAUUGUGGACAAGAAGAUAGGAGAAAUGUAUAGAGAAGAUGCGAUCAAGAUGCUGAGGGUAGCGAUCCUAUGCACCGCAAGACUGCCUGGAAACAGGCCGACGAUGAGGAGCGUGGUUCAGAUGAUCGAGGACGCAGAGCCGUGUAGAUUGAUGGGGAUUGUGAUUAGUAAAGAGAGUGAUGUGAAGGUCAAAGAAAUAAGUUGA
This is a messenger RNA of Microthlaspi erraticum, 1473 nucleotides long. Lineage: Eukaryota; Viridiplantae; Streptophyta; Magnoliopsida; Brassicales; Brassicaceae. The record is from the annotation of a GenBank genome assembly.